GCUUCUGGAUCAUGAUGUGGAAGUCCUGCAAGCUCUUGAUCUUUAUAAAGGACCAAGAUCUGGGCAGGUUCAUGCCAGAACAUAAGCUUGCCCAUUUGGAAAAGGUAAUCGGUGUUAAAAGAAAUGGAGAUGCUUAUCAAUUGGAGGGUCUGCCCGGCCAGCAGAAGAGCAACGCUUUGGGAGGUUUAAUGAAAAACAGCAACGCGCAUCGCGAGUCUGGACUUUGUGAAGCCCAGCCUGGACUUUGUACCACACAGCACGAGGGGCUGCCUUCCCCAUUAACAGCACCGGCGAGACAGAGCAAGUCUGAAGCAUCAGAAAGUACAAAUCCUUGUCAAGAAGAAGAUAAGCAACAUCUGACUUUUAACCUCUGUAAUAUCUUGAGUGGACUGGACUAUCAGCAAAGACCUUUACACGUAGUCUGGCCUCACAGGUGGGAACAUGACAAAGAUCCUGAAACUUUCUUUAAAGUUCUGCUGAAACUGAAAGAGAAGGAUCUGCCUUUUCAUGUGUCCGUCCUUGGAGAGGCUUUCACUGAAAUUCCAGAUAUCUUUUCAGAGGCCAAAAAAGCGUUGGGAUCUUCUGUCUUGCACUGGGGCUACUUACCCAGCAAAGAUGACUAUUUCCAAGCUCUGUGCAUGGCCGAUGUUGUCAUCUCGACAGCUAAACACGAAUUCUUUGGCGUGGCAAUGGUGGAAGCUGUGCAUUGCGGCUGUUACCCGCUGUGUCCCAAAGCCUUGGUGUACCCAGAGAUAUUUCCAGCUGAAUAUCUGUAUUCUACACCUGAACAGCUUUUUAAAAGGCUUCAGAAUUUCUGCAAGAGACCAGAUAUUGUAAGGAAACAUCUCUAUAAGGGCGAGACGGCUGGCUUUUCUUGGGCAGCGCUCGGCGGUAAAUUCAGGUCUCUGCUCACAGCAGAACCGAGGGAAGAUUUGUGACAGAUGGGGCUAAGUCACAAACUUGCAGCCUCAGGCAGAAUUGUGGAAGUUUCCAGAGUGUGCCCAUAUUUACCUGAUCAGAGAGAAAAGAAAAUCUGCAGAGGAAGCCGAGCCUGGCUGCUUGUCAUAGCUGACACAGAGCCAUCUGCCACAAACCUGUGGCGGCUUCAGAUCUCCAAUCCCUGCCACCACCCCAGCUCAAAUUAAAUACAGAUUCUUCGAGACGUUAUGAUGGUUACACAUGUCCUCGGCAUCACAUGCAGGAGACUGUUCAAAAAAAAUAUGUGGCCUGUUGUAUAACCGCACUCAUGUAUCCCAUAUGUGGUGCCACAUUGAAUUUCCGGUUGAAUCUGUUUUUAUCCUUUGUACUGGAUGACAUGGUGCCUGAAUUCUUUCUUUUCGCCGACACGAUGGCAGCCAAGCUGCAGCUUCAAAUGCUCACACUUGGCUGAGUUUCUACCUAGGUUGCCAGGUUAUCAUUGGAGCCUUAUUGUGUCCUCAAAGGGCCACAGGGCCUGAAAGGAGGAUCCGAACGCUGCCGGACUAAUUGGGCAGCCAUCUCCGGGUUGUUUGGAGGCAAAGGGCUGCUUUAGCACUUUUUUUUUUUUUUUUUUUUUUUUUUUUUGCAAAUUAAUGACUCUCUGGCACAGGGGUUUUUAAGUGAAGGUAUUAAUAAGGGGUCUGGCAGGUAAUCCCAUGAUUCGCGGAGUUACAUUUGCAUUUAAUUAAUCUUAAAGAAAGCUGAAAGAUAAACAGCUGUAAUUCAAACUAGCAUGGGAAAUAUGCUACAUGGUGCCAUCUAUCCGAUAAAAUGAAAGCCGAGACACUUGUUUUAUUUCUCUCAAGGAUGGAGAACAAACGGAUAACAGUCAAAAUACUUCCAAUAAAAACCAGUAGCUUAAAUGUAACGGCAGUUCAUCAAGAAUCUUUGCAUCCAGUUACAAAUACGUCUUUUAAAGAUAAAUCACUUACAAUUCCAGCAGUCAAGCUGCUAUAUUUGUUGAUGUAAAAUGUUUUGAAGAUGUAGAUUGUACAAUAAAUUUUUAAUAAAGUGCCCACUGCAAUUUUUAA
This is a messenger RNA of Phaethon lepturus (White-tailed tropicbird), 2009 nucleotides long. RefSeq names its product glycosyltransferase-like domain-containing protein 1. The transcript has 7 exons. The record is from RefSeq and is a predicted model, not a curated record. The annotation marks the transcript as partial. Gene Ontology annotation, molecular function: glycosyltransferase activity. NCBI's taxonomy places the organism in Eukaryota, Metazoa, Chordata, Aves, Phaethontiformes, Phaethontidae.